Messenger RNA from Bombus pascuorum, 2161 nucleotides. It is a transcript of the gene ais, whose product is annotated as probable ATP-dependent RNA helicase DDX52. Gene Ontology annotation, cellular component: 90S preribosome. The transcript is spliced from 14 exons. The record is from RefSeq and is a predicted model, not a curated record. Gene Ontology annotation, biological process: maturation of SSU-rRNA. Bases 199 to 1983 code for a protein of 594 amino acids. Lineage: Eukaryota; Metazoa; Arthropoda; Insecta; Hymenoptera; Apidae. Gene Ontology annotation, molecular function: RNA helicase activity; nucleic acid binding; ATP binding.
UAGUAUCAAAUUGAUAAUGUAUAAUAUAAUAUGGUAUAAACAGGGAGGAAAUUUCCUCUUUGAAAGUACAUACAUAUGUAAUCAUAUAUGAGCUACUUCUUUAAUGAUUUAACAGAUGGCGCCACUAUUUUGUCGACAACCUACAAAACGCUACUAUAUCUAAUGAUGUAUAAAUCUUAUUAAAUACGAUUAAAAACAAUGGAUGCAUAUGAGCUAUUUCGAAAACUUUCUACUGGUGCAAAAUUUGAUAAAAAGCGUUUUCAAGUUGAUGCACAAAGAUUUCAGCUUGUCAACAAACAAUCUGAAAAUGGAGUUAACGAUGAUAAAAUAAACAUUAAAGCCUUUGAUAACAUAAAUCAUUCAACAUUAUGUGAGAAAAGAAAAUAUGAUGAGGUCGAGAAAGAAACUGAAAAUAUUAAUGACUUGACAUUGCUUGAUGGAAUGUCUAUUCCUCAAAAUAAAAAUAAAAAGUGUAAAGUAGCUUUAACUGAAGAGAAACGGUUAAAGUUAGAAAAAGAAAAGAUUAAUCAAUUUCGUAAUCAUCAUCACAUAAGUGUCACAGGUAAUUGUAUACCUAAACCUAUCUCAGAAUUUAUUGAACUAUCAACAACUUAUAAUAUAUCUGAAAAAUUAAUACAUAAUAUUACAAGUUGUGGUUAUAAAUGUCCUACUCCAAUUCAAAUGCAAGCUAUACCCAUCAUGCUCCAAGGUAGAAAUGUACUAGCUUGCGCCCCAACUGGAUCUGGAAAAACAGCUGCAUUUCUGUUACCUAUAAUUCACUAUUUAGGUGGACCAGAAAAGAAAGGAUUUAGAGCUGUUAUAUUAAGCCCAACAAGAGAAUUAGCAAAACAAACAUAUAGAGAAUGUUUGCGUCUUAGCGAAGGAUAUAAUUUUAGAGUUCAUAUUAUAAGUAAAGUUAAUCAAGCAUUAAACAAAUAUGGACCUAAAAGUUCACAGAAAUUUGAUAUAUUAAUCACUACACCAAAAAGAAUAAUAUAUCUGUUGAAUCAGGAUCCACCAGCUAUUUCUUUUAGCAAUGUUGAAUGGUUAAUUGUGGAUGAAGUAGAUAAACUCUUUGAGGAUGGGACAAGGUGCUUCAGAGACCAGUUAGAAACAAUUUCAAAGUCAUGUACAAAUGAAAACUUACAUAAAGCAAUGUUUAGUGCAACCAAUACUCCUAUAGUGACCAAAUGGUGUAGACGUAAUCUGAAAGGUCUUAUAACAGUUACUGUUGGGCACAGGAAUGCUGCAACAGACUUAGUAGAACAAGAAUUGUUAUUUGUUGGCGCAGAGAGAGGAAAACUUAUGGCACUUCGAAAUAUUAUUCAAAAGGGAGUAUUACCACCUGUACUAGUAUUUGUGCAAAGCAAGGAAAGAGCACAAGAAUUAUUUAACGAACUUAUAUAUGAUGGAGUCAAUGUUGAUGUUAUUCACGCUGAUAGAACACAAACGCAGCGAGACAAUGUCGUUCGUUGUUUUAGAGAAGGAAAAAUAUGGGUAUUAAUAUGUACAGAAUUAAUGGCAAGAGGUAUUGAUUUCAAAGGUGUCAAUCUUGUUAUUAAUUACGAUUUCCCACCAUCUGCUAUUUCAUAUGUUCAUAGAAUUGGUCGCACUGGUAGAGCUGGACAUAAAGGAAAAGCAAUUACUUUUUUUACUGUACAAGAUACUACAAAUUUGAGGAGUAUAGCUACUAUCAUGCGAGAAUCUGGUUGUAAUGUUCCUGAUUAUAUGUUAGCCAUGAAAAAACAUAGUAAAAGGGAAAGACGGAAAAAUGAACGCAAGGCUCCUAGUAGAGAAAGGAUAUCAACUGUACCUACAUUCAAAUCUGCAGAAACAUUUAAAAAAAGAAAAGUUGCUAUAAACGAUUCCAAAAAGAAAUAUGAAUUAAAAAGUAAAGAGAAUAAAGAUAAAAAAAUAAAUACAAAACAUUUAAAAAAAAGAGAAAUAGAUAAACAACAUAACUUAAAAAAGAAAGAAGAAUGACUUAAAAAAUUUCUGAAUAAAAUGUGAGUAAAAGAAAUAGUCUUAUAUAUACUUAAUAUCGUGUAUAUUAACCGAUACAUAUUGUAAACUAGUAAAAAAUUUAUAAUCAUAUUACAUGUGAAGUAAAUUAUUAAUUAUUGUAUAAAUGAUAAAAUAUUUUAAAUACAUAUGUAUAAAC